ACAAGGGCUUCUGGGAGAUACAAUGGGCAGUUUUGAGCAGAAUGUAACAUCUGCAAUAACACAGCACUGAGAUGAGAUGGUCGUGCAUGCAUGCAGCUGCAGGCACAAAUGCAUUGGGCUCUCAUGUGAGCGGCUGCCUGCAGUGGGGAGGCUGAUUGAGCGCUUGUGUGACCGUGUGUGAGAGCGUGUUUUAAUUCAGCCUCACAAAGCCUCUUCCAAGGAGAGGCUUCUGAAUUCAUCACACAACGGCAAGGUCUCUGCUUGUAUCUGACAAUGUUUCGCAAAAAGAAAAAGAAGAGGCCAGAAAUUUCAGCACCGAAGAACUUUGAGCAUCGUGUUCACACGUCUUUUGAUGCGAAGCGAGGAGUCUUCGUCGGCCUUCCUACACAAUGGCAGAGUUUAAUCGAGAACCUCCGCAGACCCAAACCGAUGGUGGACCCGUCCAGAAUAACACCAGUGGAGCUCAAACCAAAGAAGACCAUCGUGCGAGGAAGUAUGAUUGGCCACGGAGACUACAUCUCAGCCGUGCUGUCAGACAUGAACCGCCUGUCGGUCACCAGCUCCAACUCUCUGCGCAAGAGCAGCCCGUCGGCACGCAAGAGAGCACAGUCGCUAGGCCGCCUCGGGGAGGUGAGCGAGGGUGACACGUAUCAGUAUGAAGGACUGGAGCCGUCUCGGGAUGAACCGGACGCUCGCUGGGGCGACAGGUCACGGAUCAUCCACAGUGAAAGCGGGACACCGUACAUGGGUCUAAAGAAAAGCAUCACGCUGCAGCCCAACGGCAUGCUGCCCAGAGCAAAGUCCACCUAUGAGGUCAGCACGAGCUCUUUGGAGGGGCCUCCACCUCCUCCGGUCCUUCCCGCACCUCCUCCACCCCCCAUCCCAGUCCCAGAGCCCCUCAGAACUAUGUAUAUGGGUGGAGAUGUUGGGAGUCCAACCGAGAGACUCAUGAUGAGAAGAGAGUUUCCCAUUGUGUUCACACACAACCACAGACCCAUUACCUAUUUCUACAGUCCCACAAUGCCCAUGCAGCAGCCUCACGGAGACAGCGGGGGUCUCACUCCUGAUAUGAGAACUGCAAACAGACUACUGGUACACCUGCAAAACAGCCCUGGGAGACCGUACUCCUCAUAUGACCUGAAGACCGAUGCUAUGAGGCACCAGCCAGGCUAUAUGCACAGCGGUACCAGCAGUCCACUCGUGAGUGGCACCAGACCACACAAAACCGUCCGUUCUUCUUCUAGCUACACUAUAGGACUCUCAUCCAACAUUAGUUAUCGACCCACCGGUCCAGACCCCUUUAUGAGACACUCUGGCUGCCCAAACCCAGGACUCUACCCCAGACAGGACAGCCCGUCCCAGCCCAGACCCUCACCCACCGGUUCCCUGGCCAACAGCCCCCUAGGAACCUGUUCCCCUGCAUUCAGACCCCCUCAACACCCCUCUCCACGACCCCCGCCCGACCCGCCCAAAGUGACCCAUGAGCAGUUCAAGGCCGCCUUGCAGAUGGUGGUGGAUAAAGGAGAUCCGCGCUCGUACCUGGAGAACUUUGUGAAGAUCGGAGAAGGUUCCACGGGUGUGGUGUGCAUCGCCUGCGAGAAACACAGUGGACGGAUGGUGGCAGUCAAGAUGAUGGAUUUGAGGAGACAGCAGCGGCGAGAACUUCUCUUCAAUGAGGUGGUAAUCAUGAGAGACUAUCAGCACAGGAACGUGGUGGAGAUGUUCAAGAGUGCUCUUGUGGAGGAAGAACUCUGGGUAAUCAUGGAAUAUCUUCAGGGAGGAGCUUUAACCAACAUUGUGUCAGAAACCAGGUUGAGCGAGGAGCAGAUCGCUACAGUGUGUGAAGCCGUGCUGCAGGCGCUCGCGUAUCUCCACUCACAAGGUGUCAUCCAUCGAGACAUCAAGAGCGACUCUAUCCUGCUCUCACUGGACGGCAGAAUCAAGCUGUCAGACUUUGGAUUUUGUGCCCAGAUCAGUAAAGAUAUUCCAAAGAGGAAGUCUUUAGUGGGCACUCCAUACUGGAUGGCUCCAGAAGUCAUCUCAAAAUCACCUUACGGCACUGAGGUGGAUGUUUGGUCUUUGGGAAUCAUGGUGGUGGAGAUGGUGGAUGGAGAACCUCCAUAUUUCAGUGAAACUCCUGUGGCUGCCAUGAAGAGACUGAGAGACGAGCCGGCGCCAACUGUACGCAACGAUAAUCAGGUGUCUCCGGUGCUGAAGGAUUUUCUGGACCGUAUGUUGAUGCGAGAUCCACUGGAGCGAGCCAGCGCCACCGACCUCCUGGAGCAUCCGUUCCUCCUGCAAGCCAGCUCGCCGCAGUGCCUGGUGCCCCUAGUGGAGCAAUACCGCAAGCGCAUGUCUCGCUGCUGAAGUUCCCUUCAUUAGCACCAGCUCGUUCACACGGAGGCCCCUGAGGGCCCCUCACAGUGUUAGAUGCCCUGCCGAGUGGAAAAUAAAAACCAGGAGCAAACUGAGUGGCUUUGUUGGGCAGCUAGUCUUCAAGAGUGAAAAUCACCUUUUUUUCUUCAGAGGAAUAAGGAUUUUGGUGGUUGUUUUGGUGCAUUUAGGUGCAUUAAUGAACUCUUUUGGCUAAUUUGGUGCCGCUUUUAGUUACUAAGAAGUACUCUCAGGUCUGUUUAACACAUUUUUCCCAUGCUUAACGACCCCACGAAGUCAGUGAAAUUGUGUAGCUUUUAGCUCAUAUUUGUCAGCUUUGAGGUCAUUUGCUAGUGAACUUCUAAACAGUUGCAAAAUUAACUUUUAACUCACCAAAAAUGAAAAUUAUUAAGACAUUAUUUACAUACCUUCGUGUCAUUCCAAACCCAUAUGCUAUUUUUUUUUUCUUCUGUGGAACACAACGUAGACUUUUUUAAGAAUCUUCACAUAGAUCUUUCAUUUCCAUACAACAACCGUUUGUGACCACGAGCUGUUGAGCACCAAAAGCACCAUUAAUGUAGUCCAUACCAAGGGUUUUCAAACUGUUUGAUGCAAAAUAGUAAAUGUGAUAUUAUAAAAACAUGUUGUAUGCCAAAUUAAAUAACUGAUUUUUACAUUGUGAUUGUAUUUUUAUUUUUAAAUUUUUUUCUCCCCAAUUUGGAAUGCCCAAUUCCCAAUGCGCUCUAAGUCCUCAUGGUGGUGUAGUGACUCGUCUCAAUCCGGGUGGCGGAGGACGAAUCUCAGUUGACCGUCAAUCCGCGCAUCUUAUCUCGUGGCUUGUUGAGCGUGUUACCACGGAGACGUAGCACGUAUGGAGGCUUCACGCUAUUCUCCACGGCAUCCACGCACAACUCACCACGUGCCCCACCGAGAGCGAGAACCACAUUAUAGCGACCACGAGGAGGUUACCCCAUGUGACUCUACCAUCCCUAGCAACCGGGCCAAUUUGGUUGCUGAGGAGACCUGGCUGGAGUCACUCAGCACGCCCUGGAUCAAACUCACGACUCCAGGUGUGAUAGUCAGCGUCAAUAAUCGCUGAGCUAACCAGGCCCCCGAUUGUGAUUGUAUUAAAGUAAAAUUAAUUAUACAAAUUUUAUAAGGAAAUUAAAUAUUUAUUUUAUUAAGCUGGCAGUGUGUGACUUUUUUCUAUUAAUAUAAGAUGUCUAAACCUGAAUAGCACUUUUCCCAAUAAAUAUUGUCUCAAAGCAGCUUAACAGAGAUUAGUGAUGUACUACCGUUUUCUUUUCAUAAUAUAUUAAAUUAAGUGCAGAUUUCUUUUUAUUUCUAACUGUUUAAAACUAUGACUGUCAAUGGAACAAUAUAAUCAUGAUUAAUCUCAUGAUUUCAGAGUAAAACCUGUGCCAAGUCAAAUAUGUGGAUCAUGGAUGGUCCGCUGUGGUGACCCCUAACGGGAGCAGCCGAAAGAAGAAGAAGAAGAAUCUCAUGAUUUCAGAAUGAAACUGUAAUAAUGCGAAAAUGUUACAAAAUGUUACACUUUUUUUUUUUUCUGAAAUUUUUUCACAGAAACCCCUAGCGGACCUGUUUGAAAACUCCUGGUCCAUACAGCUCAACUCUCGAAUUAAAUUUGGUGCCUAUAUGGCACAGGUUGACAUCUGAUGUUAUUGAUAUUCAACCUGCAUGUUACUGGACAAUUACGGCAACAGACGGAAGAAAUGUGCGCUUGCCAAGCCAUUUCAUGGGGUCUUUAAAAUCCAUUUUGCAGAUUUCCCUCCAGUACCAGCACCGAAAAUGUAAAAAGUCUGCCGAUUCAGUGUGGGCUUGAAAGAGACUUUACGCCACGGUAGCCACACGUCUCGACUGUGUUUUCCCACAGCAAACCGAUGCUUAAGACUGGCUUGCAUGGCUGAACUGUGGCACACUUCGCUUAAAUCUUAAUUUGAGGAAAGGAAGCUAACGACAAAACUGAUGUCAUUUGUUUUCAGCACUGACAGGUGCAGAAGGUUUUUAUGAGCCAUUGUAAGCAAUUGUACAUAUUUUAAUGACUUAUUAUUUUUUUCCAGUGGAUUGAGCACCUGCUUUUCAAAAGGGUGCUGUGAAUGGUUUGUAAACUGUAAAUAUUGCACCAGAGCUUGAAAGAUUAUUCUUUCUGAAACUGCUCCGAUUUUAAAUCAGCUACUGUAAAAGUGUCAUGCGAACAAAUAAUGCACAUAAUCAUAGUGGGAAACAAACCCAUAUUUGCAUUCAUUUGCAAUGUAAUUUAAUUAUGAGAGAUGAAAGGAAAUUAUUGUUUAAAUUUUGUUUAUUUGUGUGUGUAUGUGUAUGUUUACACUUUGGAUGCAGCGUUCAUUGGGAUAUUUCUGCAUCCUGUUGUACUGUGACAUUUCCAGAAUUCUCACACUGUAACUUCAUGAGUAGAGAAGAGAGAGAGAUUCAUUUAAGGGACGUUCACACAGUAUGCGCUCCUAUUUUCCGUCUCCAUGGAACUGCUAAGUUGUUUGUGAAUUUGUGAUUCAAGAGCAGCAGCAGAGAUUACCAGUGAAUAAUAACUUAAACAUAGCACACAAUUCUUACUUUUAUGCUUUUUUUUGUCCUUUUUGAAGCUCGUCAGUCAUGGCAUCUCAAGUUGUAAGUAGUUUUAAAAAUGUGUCCCAAGACCGCUAUCUUCUAUUCCAUUCUGUUGCGCUCUGUGCAGCUGUUUUGCAAGUACACGUUCUGUGUGAACGGCCCUUUAUAUUUUGCACAGCUCUGUGAAUAUGAUGUUGAAAUGAUCAGAGCAGCUGUGAACACACGACUCAUCUCACCUUCUCUCCAAAACAUGUUUUGUGCGCUUGUGUUGGUAUGUUUGUUGUUCAUGGAAAGAGAAAUAUACAUACAUUUUUUAAACGAAUAAAUCCUGAAUAU
This is a messenger RNA of Myxocyprinus asiaticus (Chinese sucker), 5295 nucleotides long. RefSeq names its product serine/threonine-protein kinase PAK 6-like. The record is from RefSeq and is a predicted model, not a curated record. The transcript is spliced from 9 exons. Lineage: Eukaryota; Metazoa; Chordata; Actinopteri; Cypriniformes; Catostomidae. Gene Ontology annotation, cellular component: cytoplasm. Gene Ontology annotation, biological process: intracellular signal transduction; protein phosphorylation; regulation of MAPK cascade. Bases 274 to 2367 code for a protein of 697 amino acids. Gene Ontology annotation, molecular function: ATP binding; protein serine/threonine kinase activity.